AAAAAAAAAAAAAAAAACUCCAAAGGCUAGAGGAUUUAGAAGGUAAACAGAUCCAGGAUCUGCUCCGUAUAGCACAACGGGUCUACAACAACAGGGACGCCCCAGAAAAGAGACAGAUCAAGGCCACAGAGAAAAUGACUAAAGUCCUGGCCGCUAUAGUCCAGAAAGAACAGCCACCCCCAGAAGGCACUCAAACAACACGCCCUCCCAGGCGGCACUUAGAUAAAGAUCAAUGCGCCUAUUGUAAAGAAAAAGGCCAUUGGAUGCGAGAAGGCCCCAAGAAGAAACAACCCCGCCCCAGCCAAGGACAAUGGCAGCUUAAAACAGCCCCCAUACUGUUUACCCAAGAUACAGAAUAGGGAAGACGGGGUUCGGAUCCCCUCCCCGAACCUAGGGUAAUGUUGCAAGUGGAGGGGAUCCCGGUCCAGUUCCUAGUUGACACCGGGGCACAACACUCAGUUCUGGUCAAGCCCCAUGGAAAAGUAUCUGAAAAAUCAUCCUGGGUACAAGAGGCCACCAGAAUAAAAAAGUACCCCUGGACAACUCAAAGGACUGUAGACUUAAGGACUGGGAAGGUAACCCACUCCUUCCUGGUCAUUCCCGACAGCCCCUGCCCCCUGUUGGGGAGGGAUUUGCUUACCAAAAUGGGGGCCCAAAUUCAUUUCCAACCGGGAGGACCCACAGUGACUGACUUUCACAACCAACCCAUAUCUGUACUCACUGUGAGACUGGAAGAUGAAUACAGGCUCCAUCAGAAACCCACUCCUCUGGAUCAGGGUAUCGAGCCCUGGCUUCAACGCUUCCCAGACGCGUGGGCAGAAACAGGUGGUAUGGGGCUAGCAAAACAUCGCCCAGCCCUAUUUAUAGAGGUCAAGCCCGGGACGGACCCCAUCCGCGUGCGCCAAUACCCUAUGCCCGCGGAAGCCAAAAAUGGCAUCACACCGCAUAUCCGCCGCCUCCUUGACUUCAGGGUCCUACGCACCUGCCACUCAGCAUGGAAUACCCCCCUGCUGCCCAUGUGCAAACCCAACAGCGGGGAAUACAGACCAGUGCAGGACCUGAGAGAAGUCGAUAAGCGGGUGAUGGACAUACAUCCAACCGUUCCUAACUCCUAUACUCUCUUGAGCGCCCUCAGCCCAGAAAAACAAUGGUAUACUGUUCUGGAUCUAAAAGAUGCUUUUUUCAGCCUACCACUAGCGCCUAAAAGUCAAGAGCUAUUUGCGUUCGAGUGGACAGAUCCAGACAGGGGCAUAAAUGGCCAACUCACCUGGACCAGACUACCGCAAGGAUUCAAAAACUCUCCGACCCUGUUUGACGAGGCUCUACACGAAGAUUUAAGUGAGUACAGACAACACCCAAAUAUAACUCUCCUGCAGUAUGUUGAUGAUCUCUUGAUAGCUGCCGAGAUGCCCAAAACCUGCAUCCAGGGAACUGAAGGUCUCCUGCGAACUCUGGGAACCUUAGGUUACCGCGCCUCAGCAAAAAAGGCUCAGAUCUGCAAGUCAGAGGUAACUUACCUGGGUUACUUACUGAAAGGGGGGCAACGCUGGCUAACGGAUGCCCGGAAGGAAACCGUCCUUCGUAUUCCCAGACCGCAGACACCACGACAGGUGAGGGAAUUCCUGGGGUCGGCUGGGUUCUGCAGACUAUGGAUACCAAGGUUUGCUGAACUAGCAAAACCCCUAUACCAGGCAACAAAAGAUCACCAGCCCUUUAGUUGGACGGAAGAAGCCGAACAGGCCUUCCAGCAAAUCAAAACUGCCCUGCUAUCAGCACCUGCCUUGGGAUUCCCCGAUGUUUCCAAACCCUUCCACCUAUAUGUAGAUGAGAGCCGGGGCAUAGCUAAGGUGGUGCUAACCCAACAUUUGGGGCCCUGGCGCAGGCCAGUCGCUUAUCUAUCUAAGAAGUUAGAUCCAGUGGCCGCCGGAUGGCCACCCUGUCUCCGGAUGAUUGCAGCCACUGCCCUGAUGGUAAAAGACGCUGAUAAGCUGACCAUGGGCCAAGAACUACAAGUCACCACCCCGCACGCCAUCGGAGGCAUCCUCAAACAGCCGCCUGACCGAUGGCUGAGCAAUGCCCGACUCACUCAUUACCAGGGACUGCUACUGAAUCCCCACAGGAUCAUCUUCACGCCCCCCCCGAUGGCCCUGAACCCAGCAUCACUGCUGCCAGAUCCAGACAUGGGGACCCCACUUCAUGACUGCACUGACAUACUGGCACAGGUUUAUGGGAUUCGAGAGGACUUGCAGGAUCAGCCAUUAUCGGACGCAGACGCCAUCUGGUUUACCGAUGGAAGCAGCUUUGUUCACCAAGGACAAAGUUAUGCGGGGGCGGCCAUGACUUCAGAGACCGAGGUGGUGUGGGCAGAAGCUCUAUCCCCCGGAACCUCGGCCCAGAAGGCUGAGCUAAUAGCCUUAACCCAGGCCCUAAAGUUAGGAAGAGAUCGCAAGCUAACCGUAUACACUGAUAGCCGAUAUGCUUUUGCCACCGCUCAUGUACAUGGGGCGAUACACAGAGAAUGGGGGCUCCUCACGGCUGAAGGAAAAGACAUCAAAAAUAAAGAAGAGAUUCUAGCCCUACUAGCAGCCUUAUGGGAACCCAAAAAGCUAGCAAUUGUGCAUUGCCCAGGACAUCAGAAGACAACCGACCCAGUUUCCCAGGGCAACAAUUUGGCCGAUCGGACUGCAAAAAACAUAGCUCGGCCCCCAGCGCAAUUACUGACCCUACAGCUGCCAGAUCCCGGACCCCGGGAAUUGCCCCCCAGCCCUGAGUAUUCAGAAAGCGAUCUUCAAUGGAUGAGUAAACUUCCUAUGACCCGAGUCAAAGAUGGCUGGUGGAGAGACUCCAAGAACAGCACUAUACUCCCAGAGAAGCUAGGAUGGCAGGUUCUAGAGCGGAUCCAUCACAGCACCCACCUAGGUUCCCGGCGAAUGUUAGAUUUAAUGAGACAGGCUGGACUGAGAAUCAAAAAUGUCUCCGAUAAGGUUGAUCAAGUAGUCACUAAAUGUACUGUGUGCCAACUCAACAAUGCGAGUAGUAAUCCUCAGACAUCAGGGGCAAGACAAAGAGGGAGCAGACCGGGGACCUAUUGGGAAGUAGAUUUCACUGAGGUAAAACCAGGAAAAUAUGGAUAUAAGUAUUUGCUAGUUUUUGUAGGUACCUUUUCAGGAUGGACCGAAGCCUUUCCAACCAAGAAUGAAACGGCGCAGAUUGUAGCCAAAAAGAUCCUGGAAGAAAUCCUGCCCAGGUAUGGUUUUCCAGUAAUGAUAGGGUCAGACAAUGGACCUGCAUUCGUCUCUAAGAACUUUAUGAGACUGGACCCCCGCUUAUUCCUCAUCAAUUCUGACCCGGGGAUUGGGUCCUCGUCAAACGUCAUCGGCAGGAGACUCGAACCCAAGUGGAAAGGACCCUUCCAGGUCAUCCUGACAACGCCUACGGCCAUCAAAGUAGACAGAAUCGCCGCCUGGAUCCAUUACACCCACGCCAAACCGGUGGACCCGUUCUCAGACCUCAUCGGACCCUCAAAGACAACCUGGACUGUUGACCGGACUAAGGACAAUCCUUUAAAAUUGACCCUACGCCGCCAACGGACUAAACCGUACCUAUGGUACUUGCCCUCCUCUUGA
Messenger RNA from Leopardus geoffroyi (Geoffroy's cat), 3626 nucleotides. RefSeq lists its product as uncharacterized. Gene Ontology annotation, biological process: proteolysis; DNA integration. Gene Ontology annotation, molecular function: RNA-DNA hybrid ribonuclease activity; nucleic acid binding; aspartic-type endopeptidase activity. Lineage: Eukaryota; Metazoa; Chordata; Mammalia; Carnivora; Felidae. The record is from RefSeq and is a predicted model, not a curated record.